Bactrocera dorsalis (oriental fruit fly) is the source of this 6819-nucleotide messenger RNA. RefSeq lists its product as uncharacterized. Gene Ontology annotation, molecular function: monocarboxylic acid transmembrane transporter activity. The transcript has 13 exons. NCBI's taxonomy places the organism in Eukaryota, Metazoa, Arthropoda, Insecta, Diptera, Tephritidae. Gene Ontology annotation, biological process: transmembrane transport. The coding region runs from base 2429 to 5320 and encodes 963 amino acids. The record is from RefSeq and is a predicted model, not a curated record.
UCUAUCGCAAUGUAAUGCAAAAAUGGAAAAUCAGUUUGCUCGCGACUUUGCACCGUACGUACGAGUGCUUCCUGCUAAAUUGGUGGGUUGGCGUCGCACAUCUUUCACUACCGUCGGUCGCUUGGCUUUUGGUGAUAACUCUGGUGUUCAGUGCUAUAAAGUGCUUUCAAGAAAUAUAUACAAGUGUAUAUGUAUAUAUUUCAUACAUUCAAGUGUGUGUGCGUGUCGGAUGCUUAAUUUGUCGUUUUUUGUGCUACAUAUGUGUUGAAUAUGCGUACGCGGGUGUAUAAGUCGGUAUACCGGGCCGCGGAAAAAAACUUGUAAAAUUACAAACAAUUCGCAAAGCAUGAAAAUGAAUGAAAGUGUGUAAUUAACAAACGAAAAAACGUACUAAAAAUCAUAUUAACUGCAUAAAAAACGGGUAACGUAUAACUAAUGUGCCACAACUGGCUCUUGCCGCAACGCUUAGCUCCUCUCUGAAGGCUUUAGCAGCGCACAAGUGGUGUUUUCUAAUUUGUAUGUACACAUGUGUGUACUGUGGCGCGUAGGUGCUUUGUGCUAGCAAAGUGCUGUUUUGACAAACCAACAAUUACUCAAAAAACAAAAACAACAACAACAAAAAAGAGUGUAUAAAGAAAAACAAACAACAAAUAAGAGUGUAUAAAGAAAAAAUAUAAAAAUUCGUUGCAAAAAUAGUUUUUGUUGUUGUUUUUGUGCUGCGCUACCCGGCGAACGCAUAAAUAUUAAAGUUUCCACAGCGCGCCGCAGCGCGUUUGUUGUCGUGUGCGUGCGUGCCACAUUAGUGUUGUACGACUCCUGCGCUCCACGUUCGCUCGUGCUGCUGGUCUCCUGACCUCCACCUGCCAGCCAGCUGUGAUUGAAUGUGCCGCAAUGUGCCAUUUCACUGCCGUCUGCCACAAAAUGCUGCUGAUCGCUCCCAAAUGAUGUGCAACAGUGUCAUUGCCACUGCCAUUACGCGCGCCACGGCUGUUGCUGCUGCCGCUCCCACCGCCACUGCACGCGCUGCCACAACGAUAAACGCUACUAACACUGCCAACAACAGCAACAAUAGCAACAAUAAGAAAUAUAAUAAAAAUAUUAAAAAUAAAAGCAACAACCACAAGUGCCGGCUCACAUGAGCUGAGUGAGUUGGACUGCGGAACGCACCAACAUCGAGCGCGCGGCGCGCAACGUCCAAGUUUUUGCAACAACUCCCACGACAACAAUAAAACGAGAAGAGUGAUAGCGCGCGGCGGCACCACACAGCGCGCAAUCCCUGUCGUAUACAAAGUUAUUAUUAUUUUCGGGUUUAAUUGCGGACUUGGUUGUUUGUUGGGGUUUUGCUGUUGCGCACAGGCGUUAGCUGCACGCUGUUGCGUUAGUCUUGUGUUGUUUUUAUUUGCGCGACAUUGUGUUUGGUCGGUGUUGAAGCGCCGCGUAUAAAAUGAAAUACAACUGUUCAUGUGAUUGCAAUUGCAGCGACCGCGCCUCGUGCAGCACCAACAUCACCGAUCGCCGUCCGAGCGAUAUAAUGGCCAAUGGUGAUUGCUAUCGCCGAUUGUCGAAUUCAUCGUCCGCAUUGUACGGCAGUUGUCCACAGCUAACGCAGCAUUGCGAUUUAAUACAGCAACACCAGCAACAACAACAACAACAACCACAUUGUCCACACAUCAGCGCCAGCGAACAAGUAGCGCAACAAGCGAAACAGCAUUAUCAGUCGACACAUCAGCAAACACGUCAAUACUCGAGUUUAGUACGUACCCGCCCGUCGCGCAGUCCAGUGCUUUGUCAGCGCUGUGCCGUGUGACGAAGGAAUAAUCAAGCCUGCACACAUCCCGAUAGGUCCACAGUCACUUGCGCGCUUACAUUCACCGCAGCGCGCACAACCAAGCACAGCGCCAAAGCCGCGAAGGAGGCGAGUGCAGUAGAUGCGUCAACAGCAGCAGCGACAUCGACUACGACGACAGCAAAAAACGCGUCUGCCGCGAAAUCAACUUCUUUGGCAUUUGUGUCCUACAAACCGACGGCACUCAUCCCGAAAAUCAACCGAGCGCAGCAAUUGCAGCAGGAAUUUACAUCGUCCAUCGCCACACCGGCCGUGACCGCGACGCGUUAUUUGUGUCAGCGUUGUAGAUACAACAAUCAACCAAUCACUUGGUGGGUCUCCUGCCCGCGCCUCUCCAAUUUGGGCUCAACUCUGAGCCUGCAACAAAGCGCCACUGCCGCAACGGAGCUACAACUACAACAGCAAACAAAAACUCCAGCGCAGCCAGCACAAGCAAUACCACAGGCGCGCGUCGCCGGCAGCAACUACGAUUAUCAACAGCAACAACAACACCAACAACAGCGUCCCUUGCCCGCGCCACCAAUAAGCAACGCCACGCGCGAAGACCCGCCCACGCCAAGUGACAGCAACAGCAGCAGCAACAUGGCCACCACAGCCACCGCAAAGAAGACCGUCACGCGCCAACAACUCUAUGGUUCCAAUCGCUGUCUGCGGCAGCAAUCAAGUGUCCAUUAUCCACUCGAUCAUGGCGGCAUGCAGCCGUCACAUGUUGGCGGUGCCAGCGGCGGCACGCUGAAACGUCAGCCAUGCGCGCUUUCGCAUUCGCGUUCCAUUACCGCGCUACAAAAUAUGGAUCUCUAUGGCAGCUAUGCAACAUUGCCAUCGUCAGCAGCCGCCGCACCGUUGGACACACCACAACGCGCAUACUGUGCGCGUCAUUUGCCGGCUGCUGCCGGUGGUGGUGGCGUUGGCGCGGGUGUGAGUGGCAGUCACACAUGGCACCCGAGUCAGUAUGCGGCCGCAACACCUUGCUGUCAUCUGUACAAUGCCAACCAGGCAGCUGCGGCGCCUACAUGCAUGUAUGCUGGCAGUGGGUUGGGCCAUGCAUGCCAGCAGCAAGCGCCGCCAACGCACCCACACCAGCAGCAGCAACAACAACAGUAUCCACGCGCCGCGCUACUGCAUGACAGUCAUAAACCUUUGGUGCCCAACGGCUGUUAUUUCGGCUAUGAACACAACACACAUUUGACCGAUGAGGAGGAUUCGGCAUUUCCGGGUUUCCACGACCGUGAAUUUCACAUGCUGCAUCGAAAUAUACCGGCCUUGCGGCGUACUGGUGUUGACACGGCAGGAAUUAGACAGUAUUUCUAUCCGGAUGGCGGCUGGGGUUGGAUCAUAUGUGGCAUAGCCUUUUUGGUGCAUAUACUAACGACAGGCUUGCAGCUGUCGAGCGGUCUGUUACUCUUCUAUGCCAUAGAACAUCUGAGAGACUCCAAUGGCAUUGAGUGGGUUGGUGCUUUAAACUGGUCAAUUUCUAUGUUACUAUCACCGUUUGUGAUCACAUUUUGUCGAAAGAAAUCGACGCGACUGAUGGCAGUGGUCGGUGGUCUAGUGCUGCCGUUAGGCAUAUUAUUUACCUCCUUCGCAACGGAGUUGGGGCAAAUAUUUUUUAGUUAUGGUAUUGUUUUUGGUAUAGCUGUGGCCAUGGUUCGUGAAUCGUCCACAAUAAUGUUAGGUAAUUAUUUUAAGCGACGUAGGCAAUUUGUCGAAAUGGUCGCCAUGUCUGGCGAAGGCGUGGGCAUAUCGAUUUUCUCUGUGAUAUUGCGGGAAGGUGUUGGCAAUGCUGGUUGGCGUAUUGGUCUCCAAAUUGUUGCUGGCCUCGUAGCGGUUAGUUUCUUUAUGGGUUUAUUAUAUAGACCCGCAUCACUAUAUCAUCCCCAAAGGCGCGCCAUACAACAUUUGAAAAACCAGAGAAAAAAGAUGCAUGAGAACAAAUCCAGAGCUGUGGUCACAACAGAACAAAAAACAGUCCGUUAUUUAUUUAUCGACAUAUCACCCUUCAAAUCAACUAAUGUGAAAAUACUACUCGUAUCAGCUGCCGUGGCGGCGUUGGGCAUUUACACGCCCAUGAUCUCAAUGACCUUGACUGUUGCCAAGGAGGGCCCCGAUAUAGAAGACUUAGUACUGCUGCAGACUUUUUUAGGCGUCUCUACCACAAUCGGCGUAUUUAUAGCCGGUACAAUAUUGCGUAAGACUUUUAGAAUAGGUAGCUUUUUAAUAACCUCACAAAUUGUGUCUCAGGUAUUUAUUGCGUUGAUAGCGAUUUCGAUAUUGAGCCUGUCCUUCGUCGUAAGCUUUCGUUGGUUUUGUAUACUCGGCUGGAUGUACGGCAUUGGCUUCGGCGGUUUCCGUUAUGCCUUCAAAAUACUAACACUGGAUCGCGUUAAGGUGAAACAGUUCUCAAAGGCAUGGGGGCUCAUCAAAGGCGCUGAGUCCCUACCGGUGCUCAUUAGCAUACCGCUGACCAGUUUCCUCAACGAUUACUCACUAAAUUAUGGGCGCGCUGGUUAUUUUAUUUGCUCAGCAGCCGCCGCUAUUGGCGGCAUCAUAAUAUUCUUCAUGACUUACUCAACCGUGGAGCAGGAGAUCAGCAGUCAGGGCAACAAUAAGAAGCAUGGCAAUGGCGCUAUACCAACGCUACGUCCAUUUCCACAAUACUGCAAACUGCAUGGCUUUCAUGAGCCCGUGGUGGACUUUAAUGUCUACAAUGGCUGUGAUUAUCCCGCGCCCGACUUACUAAUGAGUCGCAGUUGUGUGAGCCUGAAUCAAGUAGACUUUGAGAAUCUCUGUCGCAAUAACGCCUACUGUGAUCGCUGGCGUAUGCCGAGCGUGCACAAAUUGCAAAACUGUGCGGUACACGGUACGGGUGCGGCACGAGGCCGCGGCCAUAUGACGGACAUUAGUCGACCGCAUAGUCCACACUAUGAUAUUGAGCAAGGUUAUGCGAGCAUGGGACGCAGCAUGGGCAAGCGACUGCAGAAGAGCUUGUCCUUCAUCCAAAAUCCGUAUUGCUGUAAUGGACAAUGGUAUUGCAAUUGCCAUGACAACUAUCAGUGGGCGCAGACGUCACCGAGAUCGCACAUACAUCAACCGCUACUGUGCACCUGCAAUCAAGGCUCCACAAACUAUUUGCAAAACUCGCGUAGUCGUAGCGUGCCUGAAGGUCUCUCCACCAUUGGCAAUCAGGUGUGCAGAUGCAAGACAACGGCAACCCCAGCAGCGACGACGACAUCGCGUCUCGGUUCUUCCACUGCCUUAUCACGUGAAGUUAUCUAUUUGCCGCGUCAUGAUCACGACUACGACUUCACGUGUCGGCAUCAUCAAAGAGGCGUUGGCGCAGCAGCGGCCACAGCAACGGCGGCGGCAGUCGCCGCUAUACACGGAGCCGCCACGACACCGCGCUACCGCCAUCGACGCUCCCAAUCGCUCUCCAAACCACUACAAUAUGUCGAACAGAUAACGACAUCGGUGUAGGCGUUUAAUUAAUAAACUUUAGAUAGAUGAAAGACAGUUGGUGCAAUAACUGAUAGUAGGCAAAGGUUCAAGGCUAUGAAGAUGAUGCACGGGCGUUGAAAUUUAGAAUAAUUUAUUGUUAUUGUUAUUUGUUUUAAGUGCUGAACCUUGUGUUGGAAACCUAGUGAAAGUAACUGUUCGCGUUGACAAUUAUUCCAUUAGCUAGAAAAACUAGGUUCAAGCCACCGUUUUCUGAAGCAGUGCUUCAAAUUCGGACCAUUUCCCUGGAAGUUCCAUGCUUUAUUUGAAAAUAUAUGUAAACAUAUACAUUUCGAGGCCGGAAAUGGAUUGAGAGAUCGUGGAUACACAUAAACGAUCGGUAUAUUAAGGUCUAGGUAAGGUAUCUAGAGGUUCUGUCGGCAAAAACUUUUUGUGUUAUGUUUGUAACGCCGUACACUUAUCGCCGUAAUCUCCUAAGCCAAAUAUUUUUGAUCGAUUUUGAGCUUUUUUUCCGAGUUUAGUCGUAUUUGGUUCGUCUGAGACAAAAAAGCAAAUUAUAUCCAAAUAUUUUUUUUCUAAAAUGUAAAAAGAUCGAGAAAUUUGCGAUUUGUUGGAGAUCGGACAAACUUUUUAAGACUGCGGAGUCCAGACUUAUCUAAAAUCUUUCACGUAAUAAAUAUAUGGACUUUUUCGACUUCUAAAGCAACCCUGCAUAUAUUUUUACGCUGAACAGGGUAUAUAAAGUUUACCACGAAGUGUGUAACAUCCAGAAAGAAACCUCGUAGAUCCUCUCUGUUCGUUUGUAUAUAUGCGAACAAGUCCCUCAGCUUUUGAGAUAUCGAUCUGAAAAUUUGAACCCGUUCUUUUCUCACCAAAGAGCUGCUAAAUUGUCGGAACGGUCAAUAUCGGACCACUGUAGCAUAUAGCUGCCAUACAAACUGAACGAUCGGAAUGAAGUGCUUGUACGGACAACUUUUUCAUUUGACGAGAUAUCUUCACAAAAUUCGGCAUGGAUUUUUUUUGAAGAAAAUGAAACAAUUCACCAAGAAAUUGCUCAGAUCGGAUCACUAUAGCAUAUAGCUGCCAUACAAACUGACCGAUCAAAGAUAUUGUAAGCAAUAUUUUGUACUUGUGAAGGGUAUAACGUUAAUUUUUUUCUUGUUGCCGAUUGUUUUUGGCUCAAAAAAAUAAUAUAUGAUUUACUUUUCGACAUCACUGUAUCUGACAACGCGAGUGGAUUGUCUACAAUGGCUUUGAAGUUAGCAGGUAAAAGGUGUGCGUUGAAAAAAAUUAAAAACAAAGAGUUCUAAAAUUUCAAGCGAAGCAUGACAACAAAAAGUAUGCACCAAAUGCUCGCAGACUACAUACUUACAGUACAGACGGUACAUACAAACAUAAACGUAUGUAUGUAUAUUUAAAGAAGAUCUGAUUCACGAAUGUAUUUACACUUCUAGUCUCUUAGAAACUAUUAUUUCACGUUUUCUCAACUCAAAACAAAAAAUAAAGUAAAGUAAAAUGUU